AUGCCUGCAGCGACCACGUCCGGCUCGGCGGACACCCCGAAGCUCACCGAAGCGCAGUCGCUGGCCAAGAGCUCGCCCGAAAAGGCCGAGGCCAUCUACAAAGAUGUGCUAUCACGGCAUCCCGGGUCAAGCGAAGCGGCUAUGAAAACGUUCGAGUCGGCGUUAAUAGGCUUGGGCGGGCUGUACCGCGACCAGAAUAAGGCGAACGAGCUGGCCGAGUUGGUCGGGCAAACACGAGAUUCGCUCAGUGGGUUCGCGAAGGCGAAGACGGCGAAAUUAGUUCGCCAACUACUCGAUCUCUUCAGCGGGAUCCCCAAAUCACUCGAAAUCCAAAUCGCCAUCACACGCUCAUGCAUCGACUGGGCCAACCGCGAACGCCGGUCCUUCCUCCGCCAGUCCCUGGAAACCCGCCUCGUCGCCCUCUACAUGGAGAAGAAAACCUACUUCGAAGCCCUCCAACUCGUCAACACCCUCCUACGCGAACUCAAGCGCCUCGACGACAAGCUCAUGCUCGUCGAGGUCCAACUCUUGGAAUCCCGCAUCUACCAUGCCUUGGGCAACGUGCCGAAAGGGCGGGCAGCGUUGACGAGCGCCCGGACAUCGGCGGCGAGCGUAUACACGCCCCCGGCUCUGCAGGCGGCGCUGGACAUGCAGAGCGGGAUGCUCCACGCCGAAGACAAGGACUUUUCCACGGCGUUCAGCUAUUUCGUUGAGGCGUUGGAGGGCUACCACGCGCAGGAGGACAAGCAGAAGGCCACAGCGGCACUGCAAUACAUGCUGCUCUGCAAAGUGAUGCUGAACGCCGGCAACGACGUCUCCUCGAUCCUGCUCUCGAAGCACGCGGUGCGGUACGCCGGGCCCGGGCUGGACGCGAUGAAGGCGGUGGCGCGCGCGCACGAGAACCGCAGCCUGGAGGAGUACGAGAAGGCGCUGACGAAGUUCCGCUGGAACCUCGGGGCCGACCGGUUCGUCGCCAGCCACCUCGCGCACCUCUACGACGCGAUGCUGGAGCAGAAUUUGGUGAAGCUCAUCGAGCCGUACAGUCGAGUGGAGAUCGCGCACGUCGCGAAGCAGGUGGGGCUGGACACGCACCAGGUGGAGCGGAAGCUAAGCCAGAUGAUCCUGGAUAAGGUGAUCGUGGGCGUGCUAGAUCAGGGAACGAAGUGUCUGAUUGUGUACGACGAGGGAGAGCGGGAUGGGGGUUACGACGCGGCGCUGGAGACGAUCGAGAAGUUGAGCAACGUGGUGGACGUGCUGUACACCAACCAGGCUUCCAUGUUGGAGUGA
This is a messenger RNA of Eremomyces bilateralis CBS 781.70, 1287 nucleotides long. Its product is annotated as PCI-domain-containing protein. Gene Ontology annotation, molecular function: protein binding; structural molecule activity. Bases 1 to 1287 code for a protein of 428 amino acids. The transcript is spliced from 2 exons. The record is from RefSeq and is a predicted model, not a curated record. Lineage: Eukaryota; Fungi; Ascomycota; Dothideomycetes; Eremomycetales; Eremomycetaceae. Gene Ontology annotation, biological process: ubiquitin-dependent protein catabolic process. Gene Ontology annotation, cellular component: proteasome regulatory particle, lid subcomplex.